This is a messenger RNA of Punctularia strigosozonata HHB-11173 SS5, 2036 nucleotides long. RefSeq lists its product as uncharacterized. The record is from RefSeq and is a predicted model, not a curated record. Gene Ontology annotation, molecular function: hydrolase activity, acting on carbon-nitrogen (but not peptide) bonds. The coding region runs from base 1 to 1857 and encodes 618 amino acids. Lineage: Eukaryota; Fungi; Basidiomycota; Agaricomycetes; Corticiales; Punctulariaceae. The transcript has 14 exons.
AUGGAGGGCAAGGGAGAGGGAGAUCCGACUGUCUUCGUGAAACUCGUGCAAGUACCUCCUCCGGCGCCAGUUGCUACAACCCGACGGCUUCUCCUUGGGAUCUCUCUGGCGUUGUCUGCAUCCUUUGCUCUGUACCACAACCUCGGUACCGCUCCGAGCGUAGCAGGAACGGCGCUUCCUCAGACCUAUGCUGUCUGCUCAGACUCGAAGGACAUAUGGACCGUUGACGAAGCUUCGCCUCGAGUGGAAUGCGUAGGCAUCAACGAGGGAUAUAUCCUUGCUACGGGCGCGUUCGAGGAAGUGCAGUCGCGCGUCGCCGAGCGAGGUGUUUCUCCAGAGGAGCUUACAGUGUAUAAGGUGAAGUCUGGGUCGGUCGUCCUUCCAGGGCUGGCAGAUGCGCACGCUCACGUACUCGACUAUGGGUUCGCUAUGCAACUGCCGCUGGCAGGCUCCAGCUCGGUCUCCGAGGUCGUUGACCGUGUUCGGAAGUAUAUACUCUCCCGCCCUGACGUUCUGAACGACACGAGCCGAUGGAUCCAAGGGAUGGGUUGGGACCAGACGAGAUGGCAGAACAAAGAAUUCCCGACGGCAAACGAUCUGGAUAGCGACCCAUUGCUGCGCGGACGGCCGAUCGCGUUGUCUCGUGUAGACGGACACGCGUCAUGGGUCUCGAAUACGGUGUUGGAUCUUAUGGGAGAUCUCCCGGACACUGUCAAUGGCGGGGCCAUCCUCCGCGUCGAUGGCAAACCUACUGGUGUCUUCCUCGACAACGCCAUGGGCCUCAUUCCCAUUCCGUCCUCUUCUCCGAGCGAGCUGCACGAAUAUGCCGAGAGGACGUACAAAGACGCUCUGGCGGUGGGAUUGACCUCAAUACAUGACGCCAUGUCGUCACCGGACAGGAUCGCGUUCUUCGCCGAACAGGCCGAGGAGGGUAAUCUUCCACUCCGUUUGUACCUCAUGGGCAACGUCAACUCCGAUAAUUACUGGGGAAAGCAAAUCCCGAAACUCUUCAACUAUGGCAAGGAUGCCCGCCUGAACGUCCGCAGCGUCAAGCUCUUCACGGAUGGAGCACUGGGAUCGUGGGGCGCAGCGCUCCUCGAGCCCUACUCCGACAACAGCAAUACCACCGGUAUCAUGCGCAGCACACCGAAGGCCCUCUCUUCCCUGGUGAAAAAGUUCUGGAAAGACGGGUUCCAGGUGAACAUUCACUGCAUCGGCGACCGCGCCAACAAGGUGGUGCUCGACAUCUUCGAGGAUAUUCUUGCCAGCAAGCCACUCGCGGGGAUCUUCGGAUACGGAAUGAACACGAACGUAACAGAGAUGCGGCCCCGAAUCGAACACGCGCAGAUCAUGCAGCUCAGCGAUAUAGAGCGCGUUGGGAGGCUGGGUGUGAUUACGAGCGUGCAGCCCACCCAUGCUACGAGCGAUAUGUGGUAUGCGGAAACACGUUUGGGGUCGGAAAGAAUCAAGGGCGCGUACGCGUACCAAACUUUGCUUCAAGCGUCACCCGUGAAGGUACUCCCCUUGGGGUCCGACUUCCCUGUUGAGGGCAUAAAUCCGCUGCUCGGAUUCUACGCCGCGGUGUCACGCUUAUCUACAGAUGGGAAGUCGCCAGCAGGGGAUGAGGGAUGGUAUCCCGCAGAAAAGCUCACUCGGGAGCAGGCCUUGAAAGGGAUGACCCUCGACGCGGCAUACGCGUCGUUUGCGGAGAGCGAGCUCGGCUCGCUCGUGCCCGGGAAGAAGGCCGACUUCGUCGUCCUAGACGGCAACAUCAUGACCGUGCCCGUCCACAAGAUUCUGAGAUCGAGGGUGACUGCGACCGUGAUUGACGGAGCUCUUGCAUACGGGUCCUUGUGAUGAUAUACAUCGCACGGUAUCUCCAUUCACCGCACACCUUGCGCCGAAAUAGGACAUCGAAGGACGAUAUCGGGCUUCAGGUGACUUGAUGUGAAGUACUCAGUGUACUCGAGUACAUCAUGUCGUAAUGAGCGUAGCAGGAUGUGCAGGGAAUAUGCGCGACUAUGCAUAUUAUGUAC